AUGAGUGAAAAUGAACUCCCGGAGGUGGCCUCUGAAUCCUUUGGGUUCAGGCUUCUGGGCUCAAAGAUGGGCGUUCGCUUAUUCGAUGCCCCAAUCGAUUUUUCCCCGUCCGCCGAAGACGGUAUACCCUUGCAUUUGUUGGACAUUGGCUAUAAAAGAGAAAUCUACGCUGCUGCAAACACUGAGUCGGUAGGCGUGGGUAAGCUUAGAGACCUCGAUGAUCAGGCUACCGCUAGCGACAAAUUUCACGCCACCGAUUUGGAAGGUGUCAGCUCAAUUCGUUUCAAUUGCACCAAUGACACUUUAUACGCUUUGGCAGAUGGCAUUCUAUACAAAGCCACGGUAGACGAGCUAUUUGCCCGGAAAGAGAGUCCGUUCGCUAAAAUUGAUACAAAAGGCGAUGUCGCUCAGUUUCAGCCCCAUUUUUCAGGGCCCUCCUCAUACUUCUACAUCACCAAGGAGCAAACACUAUAUAUGGUCCAAGAUGGAAAAGAAACGGCUUAUGAUUCUGUGAAAAGUGCAUCGUUUAACAUUCAGACUGGCGAACUUGGCUACAUCCAAAACGGCUCCUUCAAAUUAUCAGGCAACCUGACGACACAAUUCAACGAUGAUAACUGGGGCGAUAUCUUCUCAUUGACAUCUCUUGACAAAGACCACUGGUUGACUGUAGGAAAGUCUGUAACCGAUGAGAAUGAUGAAGACCCAAUAUAUACAGUGGUGACACUACUGGACAACUCCGUUCGUGAGUGGUGUACUGUUCCUCUAUUGCUGCCCGUAGGUUUUGCAGAAAGAUCAGAGGCUGUGUAUGUUGCAAGCAUCGUGGACUGGAUCAAAGGAUCAACAUUUUCGUUCAUUACAUAUGGCCUCUCCACAGAGAUCAACGUUGUUCAGCUCGGAGAAGACUCCCUGCUCCUUAACCCCGUGAACGAUACAGAUCGCGCCGAAUUACCAAUGAACGAGGAAACCAGUGACGACACGCUACCAGUUGGAUUUGCCGUUGAUCUUUCUGGAAAAGACACUGUUGUUGAAGCGCCCUCCACUUCCAUUGAAGAAGCCAAGGGCGUGCUUCCCAGACUAUUGUGCUUGAACAACGAUGGCUAUCUCUUGAUGUGGCAUGCGUUUGAUGCUGAUGGUGUAAACAAAGGAUUGGCCUCUCUAGAGAGACCUUUGGAAGAGCUCGUCAAUCCAAAGGGUAAGUCUACUUCAAGCGCUGCCUCCACUAGCUUGAAUAAAUCUGAGGAGUCAAAAGACUCUGCGCCCAGCAUAGAAGUCGCCAAAGACACGAAACCAACACCAAGUCCUUUCGGGUCAAAUGUUUUUUCGGGUGAGCAAUCGCUCGAGAAUCCUUUCUCGAACCUCAUGUCGAAAGAUUCUAAGAAGGACAGCAGUGCCUCUGGUUCAAAAAAUAUCUUCUCCACCCCAAGCAUUCUCGAGGUUGAGAAUGUCAAGAGCUCUGGUGCUCCAGCUUUCGGUACCAGCCUGUUUGGAUCCAGUAGUUCUAAGGCGGGCGCUUUUAAUUCAUUCGCCUCGAGUGCACAGCCGGCCCAAUUUGGAGCAACAACUGCCCUGGAUCAAAAUGCAACCGGUGCAACUACCUCUCAAGCACCUGCUACACAAUCGGCAUUCGGCCAAACUUCAUUUGGCCAACCAAACUCUGGUCAGUCCAGCUUUGGUCAGUCCAGCUUUGGUCAGUCCAGCUUUGGUCAGUCCAAUUUUGGCAAGUCCAGCUUCGGCAAAACAGCGUUUGGGCAAUCUAGCUUUGGCAACAGCAACAGCACAAGCUUCGGAAAGUCGGGUUUUGGUACCUCUCUGCAGAACAAUUCAAAGGGAGGUUCAACCUUCGGCAGUAACACUGCCUUUGGUUCAUCAAACUCCGCUUCGCCUUUCGCAAAUAUGACGAAUUCCUCUAAAGACAUAUUUGGAGGUGGUGCGUCAUCCUCUCCAUUUGCUAGUUUGAUGCCAGCAGGGUCAACGACCGCGCACUCUAAUACAAACAUUUUCCAACCAAAUGAAAAAUCUGGUCCAACAAUCGGUGCAUCUUCGGACUCGAUCGCGCUUCAGGAGGCCAUAGGCUCGGGUGAAAAUCUUAAUGCGGAUAGUUCAGACAUGAAGGACGAGGCCUCGUCGGAUGAAAGCGACGACUUUGACAAGUCUUCAGGUGAUGAGUCCGAGGAAGGCGACGACGCUUCUGAAGAUUUGCACACGAAUGAUAAGCUCAUAGAAAGUUUAGACUUAUCUGAAGCGCCCGAUUCAAAACAAGACUUGAGCUCUGUUGAUGUUGAUAAACCUUUGCCUUUUUCUGACAAAAGUGUUGAAUCUAGCUGGCAAACAAUUCCGAGCCCUGAUGUCUCGGGGAAUCAAAGUCCUUCCAGAAAAUCUGCGGAGAUCAAGCAAAAUCUUAGCGAGAGUGAGGCUGAGGAAGAACCACACGGAAAUGGUACUGAAGAAGAACAUGACAACGGUCUUGAAAGCGAGAAGGAAGACAUUGAGGAAGUAACCAUGACCAAACAGGAAGAGAAGCCCGAGGAAGAAGAGCAAGAGCAAGAGCAAGAGCAAGAGGUUGAAGAGAAGCUCGAGGGAAAGAAGCUCCAAGAAAAGAAGCUCGAGGAAAAGAAGCUUGAGGAAAAGAAUCUCGAGGAAGAAGAGAAAAAGCAAAAAGUCGAAGAAGAGGAAAAACAAGAUGUUGAAGAAGAGGAAGAAGAAGAAGAAGAAGAGGAAGAAGAAGAAGAAGAAAAUUUGGUGCAUAAUGUCAUUCCCCAACAACGGUCACCGGAGAUUCAGAAGCCGCAAGCGCUGGAAGAGGAAACACCUCCUUCAUCUCCCUCUCCCCCUCCAUCCCCUUCUCCUUCGCCGCCUCCGCCACCAAAACUGUUAAAUGAAGUUGUCUCCAGCGUGGAGUUUGUGAAGUUCAACGGUUUCGAAGGUGCCCACUCUACAGGUGAGGAUAUCCAUGGUUUGAUGUUACAACUGAUUCAAUCAGCUCAGGCACAGUUGGACGUGUUCUUACAGAAUGAGGAGUCAAUGUAUGAGUUAUUCACUGCUUACGAACGGGAUGAACCUUUAAAUGAAGAGGCCGACUUGCAAGAAGAUGGUGAAUGGACUUUAGCUAAAAUCAACGACUUGCAAGCUUCUACGAACGAGCAAAUUGAGCGCAUGGACCAUGCUCUUCAAUUUGUGAAAGACAGAAACCUGGAAGUUUCAAAUCUAGUCUCACAAUUUGCAGCAACAGACGAGCAUAGGCAAGUUCUACAAAAAUUUGUCGAGCAAAUCCGCUCGUUUGAACAAACGAUGCACUCACCUAAGGUGCGGGAGAGGCCUAUGAGUCUCCAGGCCGAGCGUCUCAAAUUGAAACUUAGAAGAGGUCUCGCGCGUAUAGAUAGCCUUCACGAAGAGCUUCUUCACAAACUCGUUCCAUUCGGAAUCAAACAUGAUUUCAGCAACAACGCAAACGAUCAAUUGGAGAAGGUUGAAGCGGUGGUGCGUCAAAUUACAGCUAAAGUGCGGGUCUACAUGGACGACAUACACGCAUUGGAGAGGCAAUUGAGUGACAUACCUCAAGUAAAGCUUCUUACUCAGGGGAAUGAAGAUUUGCAACUGGCUUCUUCACCUCUUUCUCGUCGCGGUGGGAUUCUACAAACUCGCUUGGCCUGUGCUUCCAGGUUCAAAAGCGUAGCUCUGCGCGAAGUGAACUUUAAAUAG
This is a messenger RNA of Australozyma saopauloensis, 3699 nucleotides long. It is a transcript of the gene NUP159, whose product is annotated as FG-nucleoporin. The record is from RefSeq and is a predicted model, not a curated record. The transcript has a single exon. Lineage: Eukaryota; Fungi; Ascomycota; Pichiomycetes; Serinales; Metschnikowiaceae. Gene Ontology annotation, molecular function: protein binding. Bases 1 to 3699 code for a protein of 1232 amino acids.